This is a messenger RNA of Lolium perenne, 1608 nucleotides long. The record is from RefSeq and is a predicted model, not a curated record. NCBI's taxonomy places the organism in Eukaryota, Viridiplantae, Streptophyta, Magnoliopsida, Poales, Poaceae.
CAUUUCUGCUUCAAGAACUACCAUUGUCCUGUUUUCAGAAAUAUUUGGGGCUACGAUGCUCGGACGCGCCGGCACAGCCUACGCCAAGAAGGCGAGCAAGUUCGAAGACUCGGACAGCAUCCACACGUCAAGGCCCAGGGCCAUGUCUGAGCUGCCGCACCGGCCAGCUCCUCGCGUGGCCACGCGCCCGAAGACAACGGCGGCGGGUAUGCGCUCCGAGGCCAGCGGCCGCCGUGAUCUCGGCGCCGGCCGUGGGACGUCACCACGCAGCCCGUUGCACGAGGCAAGCACGCUCCUCCUGAAAUGAACAAUGCAUUUACGGAUUCACGGUUGAAGACACGUGACACUUGUCCGAAACUUUGUGUGCACGGUGGUGAAUUUGCAGAAGAAACCGGCAGGUGUUGGUGCAGGGUCGCGGGUGGCGGAGCUUGAGGCGAAGCUGGGCAAGGCGAACGGCCAGCUUGCGGAGAUGCGGGAGCAGCUCGCGGCGGCGGAGAAGGCCAGGAAGGACGCGCGCGCCGCGUUCGUCCAUGCCAAGAAUCGUUUCGCCGUGAAGCAGGGAGACGUCACUUCGCCGCCGGCCCAAGACAACGGCGACGAUCAUGCACCUGCAGAACAUAGGAAGCUUGCAGAAGUCGCCACUGAAGAUCAUGUCACGAAUGGUGGCAACGACGAGACAAGAAGCAUCAGCUUGCCGGCCAUCAGUGUUCUCGAACCAAUCUUGCCGGAGUCAGAGAACAAGCGGGACCAAGUGGACGAACAGGUGAAUAAGGCGAGUGAUGAUCGUGAUGAGGUGAACAAAAAUGUUGCCCUUGUUGCAGACGGCGACAGAAAGAGGGAAAACCCGGAGGCCGACCGGCUGAGGAAUAAGCUGGAGGUGAUGGACAUGGAGGUCUACGAGGUGAGAGCGAAGCUGAUGGUGAGGGACAUGGAGGCGGACGAGCUGAGGGUGGAGCUGAAGGCGAAGGACACCAAUAUCAGUGAGCUGACGACGAAGCUAGUUGCAAAGGACACCGAAAUCGCCGCUCUCAGAGCAAGCAACGCUGCCCUUGCAAAGACUGUCUCCGAGGCCACGAGGGAGUCGACGGAAUCGAGGGCGAGGGAAGCCGAGAACGCACUAAGGGAGAGCGCGGCUCGUGAGGCACAACUAGCCGAGCGGCUCGCAGCGUCGGAGCGCGCGCGGGAGCAGCUGGAGGCCGAGGCGCGGCGUUCGAGCGUCCAGAGCGAGCAGUGGCGUAAGGCGGCCGAGGAGGCCGCCGCGGUGCUCGGUGGCGCGCCGGGCGGCAAGGACAUGCGGCGCCACGGCUCGGUCGGUAGCACCAACGGGAAGAUGGACAUGCAGGACGACGUGGAUGGCGAAGGCUCCGGCCGGAAGCGGAAAUCCGGCGGCGCCGUACGGCUGCUGGCCGACCUGUGGAAGAAGAAAACGCAGAAGUGACCGGAAAGUGCUGGACACGAUCUAUCCUACCGUACAGCGCGCGCGCAUGGGAACUUGGUGGGGUGCUCGACAGAUCGGGUUCAGGUGCUCGGCUAAAUUUACUACUCCAGGUGUAAUACCACUAGUACUGUACUAUUUUUUAAAAAAUAAUUUAGAACUACGUUGUCACU